Messenger RNA from Pygocentrus nattereri (red-bellied piranha), 4465 nucleotides. It is a transcript of the gene cped1, whose product is annotated as cadherin-like and PC-esterase domain containing 1. Lineage: Eukaryota; Metazoa; Chordata; Actinopteri; Characiformes; Serrasalmidae. The record is from RefSeq and is a predicted model, not a curated record. The coding region runs from base 464 to 3319 and encodes 951 amino acids. The transcript is spliced from 21 exons.
GGCGCGCUCACUUUGACCCGUGACUUUUAUUUUCUCCUGUGGGCUGGAGACAAGUCUCCUGCCAGUGAGUAGAGAGAGGGAGGAGGAGUAGCGGUCUCAGUCAUGAACUCCCUCUCGGGGAGUGUUUUUCAUCAACGGUGGGGCUCAACUCGGAGAAGAAAGAGCGUUUUAACCCCAAACUCUUCCCUCCCCGUCAUUCCAGACGCGCCGAGCCGAGCGCGCUGGCUGCGCUGGGACGCCUCUGAGAGUAAACGCCCCGCCCCGCUUUUCCACCGUCUCCAUCAAAGUUGACUCUGGAGGUCUUCAGGCAAGUAUGAUUCGCCUUUGAGCAAAUAAGCUUUUCUCUGGAAACUUGUGCUGCCGCUGCCUCAGAGGGCCGCUGGAUUAGGACGCUGAGCCUCACCGUCCCCGAUGGUGUCGCGCUGCGGCUGUGAGUUUAAAGGGCGCUUCUCUAAACGCGGGGAUGCUGCUGCUCCGGCGUAGGAGCUGCACGGCUCCGGUGCUUCUGCUGGCUUUGGCCGCGCUCUUCUUCUACCACACCUCCACGGUGGAGCGGCCGCAGGUCAGAGACGCUCAACGGCGCCAGAGGAACAAGUCUGUGAUGGACAGGAGAUACGGCGUGCUGCCCCUGGAGCCCGAGCAGCUUCACUCUCUGCUGGAAGUGUACAGGUCUAAGAGGAAUUGUGCAGGGAAGGCCAUUGUGUUGACAGGUCAGCACAUAGCGUCCAGUACGGAGGUUCAGUUGUAUCAGAGGGUUCUCCGGGAGGAAGGCUACCGUGUGGACCAGGAACGCUAUGCUGAGACAAACUCAGGCAUUCGACAUAAUGGCAGAGAUGGUCAGGAGUUGUCUGUUCUCAUAUGUCUGAAGGGCUCUGAAAAAAGUUGCCUCCGAAAAAUCAAUUUUGCCCAUCCACAGCCUUAUCAGAGGGUCAACGUUAUACCAGCAUUUGUUGGAGCUUUUUUGGACAUGGGUGGAGUCUGUCGAUUUCUGACGCAUAGCUGUUUGGCAGGAGUAUCAUUACCUAUAAUUCCUUCUGCUUGUGCCUUCUCCAGACAAGGAACUGGAGGAACCGAAGAAGACUGGAAUCUACUCACCCAGCCCAGCUCUUUAGCUAGCCAGGGCCUAGUUGCCGUAGUGAAUGUGUAUGUCUUGGUCAGUUCAGCGACACCCCUCACUGCAUUCCUUCACCAAACAGGUCUGGUCAAAACUCACCUGGAUAAAAACAGUUACGCUACCAAGCUGCUGGAAUUCUUUUGUGAGAAGCUGGGUCACACACUGGCUCUGAAGGCCUUUGAACUCAUGAAGCAGGUCAUCAGUGAGGUGCUGACUGCUGCUGUUCUUACCACAGCAUCCAGCUCACCACCCAGGUGUCCACUGUGCUUUCAGCUGCUGACGUUCACUGUUCACUACAAUGCCUCUGUUCAUCCUGUGGUAAUCAUGAUACAAACUGACUUGCACUUUGAUAGUAUGAAGGAUCCAAACUUGGAUGGACAGGUCACCAAAGAAUAUGUGUUAGAAGAUAUGCUGAGACUGCUGUUUCCAGAAUGCAGAAAUGAUGACGAGGGGCCCCGCAGUACUUGGGAUUCAACUAAAGUUAAGUACAGUGGCUGUGAAUGGCUGAACGGUUUGUGCCUGUCCCUGGAAGAAAUGCAGUUACUGCUUCAGUUUCAUCAGCAACUAAAGGGAUCUGACAACUUUCACCUGCUGCACCCCAGAUCAUCUCAUUUCUCCGAUCUCAAGCAUGAUCUCAUUCAGAGGUUCCCUGUUGCAAAGGAUGAUGGGAAGGGACAGAGUCUUUCAGUCCUGCUUGAACAACUCAGCUCCUACUACACAGAAAGAAACCACACAGAUAGCAGUGAUGACCCAGCCAGCCUGGGACACAAGUCACAUUCAGACACAUCAGAUUCAGACAGAUGUGUGGAUCCCCAUCUCCGGCAGCUGUACACAGAUCCUCCGCUGGUUCUGUCUCCAGCCUUUAACCCCUGGGUGAAAGAGUACCGAGCUGACGUUCUAUUUGAUACAAUCACAAUAUGGAUUAGGCCAGAACCUAAAAGUGCACGAUGUCACAUUCACCUGGACGAACACCGUGGACCCAGAAUGGCAAACUACCCAGUUGGCCUGGGCAACAGCCGAAUCAACAUUUUGGUCGUAGACGAAUCGGGGGUUGAGCCUGUCGUGAUGACAGUAUACACUUUGCACAUAUUCCGGGAGAGUCGUCCCAGUCUGCCAAUGUUUGACGAGUAUAUGAUGUGUGGCUUUGUACAGGACUGUGGCUUGAUGGUCAGACCUGACCUGCCCUGCGGCCUAGAACCCAUUGCUGGACUAAAGUCUUCAGGCAAACCUCUGGCAACAGCACAACCUUGCUCUUCAGGGGAUGAGACCGGGCGCUGGGUGGUGCCAUGCUUAAGCUGUUCGGACAACAGGACAUGUGAUUGGAGGGAAAUUGCUUGGCAGCCAGACAGCUGUUAUCACCCUGUGUUGGAGCAGCCUCUGUUGCAGACAUGUAUGAUGAACAAGAAGGUCCUGUUCAUCGGUGACUCUACUAACCGGGGGAUGAUGUACUAUCUGAUGGAGCGAGUGAACACUACGUUGGAGGACUGGGACAAGGCCCAUGACACCAUCGUCUACCGCAACCUGAACCAGGGCAGAACACUCAUCAGCUACUCCUACUACCCACAAUUCUGGCUACACAAGAGUCAGAGACCCACCUUCCAGAGAGCCCUGCAACAGCUCUUAGAGAGGUCGCGACCUCUGGAAAACUCCCCUCAGACAGUGCUGGUUGUUGGAGGGGUCCAGUGGCUUAGCCUGGACCAUCUGAAGACUUUACAGAAGGUCCUGGAGAGAGAGAAGCUACAGAAUAUUAUGGUGGUGGUAAAGUCUUUAGGAAUGGGCUUCCAUCUUCCAGUGGAUGGCAUUCGCUCUCUCUCUCUGUCUGGAGUGCAGGAGCUGUAUGACAUAAACAAGAAGAUUCUGGAAAGUGCCAGGCGCCUUGGAUAUGAAGUGAUCGACACUUUCAGCAUCACCAUGGGCCGCUAUAAAGAGUUCCUGCAGGGGCGCUGUGCCUGCCAUUUUCAUGAGGUUCAUAGACUAUUGAUUCCCACAGUUCCGGUCCACCGAAGACUGCAGAUAGUGAGGCCUGCUGGAGAGAGUGUGAGUGACACUAGCACACAGCUGGCAUCUGCACAGCAGCAAGAGUUGUGGUCUCAACCCUCCUCAUCCUACCAUGUGAAGGGAGCAGUGAACCAAGUGUAUUCUGAGAUUCUGCUCAGCAGACUGUGUGUGCCUUAUGUCCACAAUGGGACCAAAAGCCAGCACUGAGGGUACUGCCUGUGUCCAUCCAGUGAGAAAGUGUAUAUUUAGCAUAUGUAUAAUUGCAUGAAAUUCAGUCUCUGCAGUUUAGUCGUAAUGCUAAGGGCUGUGUGUAUAUGUGUGUGCGUGCGUAUGUGUGUGUGUGUGUGUGCAUGUGUGCAUAUUGAGGGGUCCAAAAUGACUUAAGCAGCUGUGGCUUAAGGACAGCCAGUGGCUGGAGUGUGUUGCUGAUCAAAACUGUGAGACGACUGCCCAGUCCACUCAAACAGCCACGCUCGAACCUUUCUGCAGCAUUCCCACUGCACUGCCACUGCUGUGUCACAAUACGCGGUGUUCCCAAGAUGUUUUUGGAGACGUUUCAUGGUUGUCACGGAGUGCCUUUGAUGUCAUCACAUUGUCACUUUUAUGGAAGCUCGGGUGACUUUUUGAAGUUGAGCUUUUAAACCCCCAGCCUUCACCAACCUCCUUUACAAGUGCUGAGGAAAUUUUAUGCCAAAGGUCUUAUGAAGGUUAUGCUGUUUUUAUACAAUCUUAAGUAUGCCUCACAUCUCUAUACCCCAUAUAUUUUUCUACAGAUAUGAUUUAUUUCCAGGCCUUUGACGGGCGCUGUAAAAUAAUCAGUGUAAGAUAUUUUGCACAAGCUCUUAACGAUAAAAGAAUGUUACUGAUGUUGAAUUUUGAUCCUAUGUAUUUCUUUUUUUAACCUCCUUUCCUCUGGUACGCUGGAAUGCACCGCCAGUUUUGUUUUCUUAGCAUUUAAGGAGACGUGGACUUCUUCAACUUUAUUGAUCUGAAAAAGAUCUUGCAAUGAGAUUAUGGAAAAUGCAAUAUCCCAAAAACUAUUCCUUUCCUAUCCAGAUACUAAGCUAAGCACGGUAAGGCCAUGAAUGUUCUGUGUAACUGGUGAAAGCCUGUGCUAUGUCCCCCAACUCUCACUCCUGGACCCUGCAGCUCCUUGUGCCUUGGGAUCACACACCUGGGGACUGAACGCAAAAGGAGUGUAUAACAUGUAAAAGUGUUUAAUGAGCUGGACUCUGUGCCAAAUGCUUUUUUUAAUGUUUAUUUUAGUCUGUCCAAAAGGACAAGCCUAUAUGAAACCUAUCUGAAAAGCAAGUACAGAAAACUAUAUAUAAAGUAUAUUUUCUUACUGUAAAA